Haliotis rubra (blacklip abalone) is the source of this 7362-nucleotide messenger RNA. RefSeq names its product filamin-A-like. NCBI's taxonomy places the organism in Eukaryota, Metazoa, Mollusca, Gastropoda, Lepetellida, Haliotidae. Gene Ontology annotation, biological process: actin cytoskeleton organization. The coding region runs from base 413 to 4426 and encodes 1337 amino acids. The transcript has 22 exons. The record is from RefSeq and is a predicted model, not a curated record. Gene Ontology annotation, molecular function: actin filament binding.
ACAAGUAAACAGGGGCCCGGUGUGGAGACGACAUGGUGUUCGCUAUACUAGAAAACCGGUUUUGGGAAGCGAAUGCCUUGUGUGACGGUAUUGUGAGAAGGUGAAUAGCGAAAUAGGUCUUCUGUCGAUUUACUGAAUAUUGCAUACCUGCCUUCUCCAACUUCAACGGGCCAGCCGCUCUUUCAGUGUAGCAAAAGCCCUGACAGAGAGGGGUGCAGAAGGGAUGACAUAUUGCCCUCACCCCCGGGAUCUGGACGUACGGCUUGGUUGUUAUUGGCUUGUCGAUAGCGUGUCUGUUGCAUCAGCGGGUAUGGCGAGCAUUGUGUAGAAGGUGGAAACCUGGUGUCAAUUUCACUGCAUUUCAAGUGCUUCGCUUGGAGUUUUAGAGAUUUGGAGUGAAAGAUAAUUCAAUAUGAAUCACUUUGGUGGGGCAAAGGAGUCCCUUCAUUAUCCGGAUCUGGCUCAACGGAUGCAGAUCCAGAAGAACACAUUCACCAACUGGCUCAAUGAGCAGCUGAAGUCCAGGAACAUCGUCAUCCACGACAUCAGGACCGACUUCCACGACGGCGUCAACCUUCUGGCCCUGGUGGAGGAACUACAACAUCGGAGAUUCGGGGGUGUUGUUAAGCAUCCAGUGAAACAUUUUGAGAAGUUACAGAAUGUGUCUGUGGCUCUUGAUGCCAUCUCCCGGGACGGCGUGCGCAUCGUCAACAUCGACAGUGCCGUGGUGACAGAGGGCAACGUGAAGCUCCUGCUCGGCCUCAUAUGGCAGGUGAUUCUACGUUAUCAAGUUGGACUGUCAGCCGUGCAACAUCGGCAGUGGAUUCUCAAAUGGAUACAGGCAGUGAUACCGCAGUACCGGGUUAGGAACUUUACAACCGACUGGAAUGACGGCUUGGCAUUACAUGCACUGUUGGAAUUCUGCAAGCCAGGAAUCUGCCCCAACUGGCAUCACCUAAACAGAGACAACAAAUUAAACAACUGCCGCAAUGCCAUGAAGUUGGCGAAGCAGCACUUUGACAUCCCCCUUGUGCUGCGUCCCGAGGACCUAUGUUCCCCCGAGCUGGACGACCGAUCCGCCAUCACCUACCUCUCCUACUUCAUCCGACUCAACGCCCCCGGGUACGACGCCACCAUCGACUGUGUACAGAAGAGGAUCCGGACGAGGACAAUCACCAACUUUACGACCGACUGGCACGAUGGUCGAGCCCUGUGUGAACUGGUCAAGGUGUCCGGAGGCCCAGUCCCUGGGUGGCCGGAAUUAAGAGGAUCGUCUAUCCAGACUCUACAACAAGGCAUAGAAGGAGGGAGAGAUUUAGGAGUGGAGCCCCUCCUGACGGCAGAGGAAAUCCGAGAGGAAAAUCAGGAACAUCUUGGCAUCAUGGCGUACACAGCCCAGUUCCUUCCUUUCACUCAGGUCGUCACCAAGACGGAUCACAACCUCUCCAGAACCGACUACAACGUCAACAAGGUGGACAGAAGCAGCUACAAUGUCUCAGCUUCGGAAAGUAGGAAUUACAAUGUCUCAGAAAGGAGAAACUACAGCUUUGAGAAGACGGAUCACGCAGAAUAUAACGUGUCAACAAAGAUGGACAUUAAUCAAAACAGGGUCGCCGUGUAUGACGACGAGAUCAAUUCCAGCCACGCCCCAACCAUCAGCUCCCAAGCUCCAUCCUUCCAUCUCGUGAAGUCUCCUGGCACCACCACCAACAACGUCAUGUCGCCCAGAGUCGACCUGCAGAUGGAGUCGUACAAGUUCGACACGUACUCUGUUGGGGUGAUCAUUGACUCUAAGAUGUCACCUCCGUUUGACUCCGAGAAGAUCCGUGUGGAGGCUGAGGCCCCGAGUGGGCGUAUCAUCAAGAUGACCGGUGACGGCCACUACACAGCACAGUUCAUGCCAUCCGAGAUCGGUCGAUGGCGCGUCGAUCUCUACUACAACAACCGCCACAUCGACGGCUGCCCCAUUGACGUGUGUGACCCCUCUCAGGUCCGGGUGUGUGAGCUCAAAGGAGGCGGUGUGGCCAAAAUGCAGGAGUUCAAAGUGGACUGUACGCGGGCUGGUGACGGUGAAGUGCAGGUGGACAUCAAGCACCAGGGCAGGAAGGUGCCCGUGGCCAUCACACAGCCCUCUAAGGGCAUGUACAGGGUCACCUACAGCCCAUACGAUGCCGGCCCCUACUUAAUCAACGUCCAGUUCAACAGGGCAGAAGUCAGAGACUCGGACUUCCACAGCUCCGACCCCGAGGAGAGGCAGAGAAAGGCCGUGUUCAUCACCUCUAUAGAGCGGGAGAAUGGAUUAUUCAAGAUAAAGGCAUCAUGCGACUGGGAGAUCGACUACAUGACCGGCGGGCCCUUCAUCUGCCACAUCACCGACUCCUCCGACAUCCAGGUGUACGGCAUGCAGGACGGCACCAUCACCAGCUCCCCACAACUCAUCGCGGACUGUACGAAGGUCGGGGAUGGUGUGCUGGAGGCUGAGGUCACCCACAAGGGUCUGCGGUACCCUGGCAAGGUCAAGAAGGACAAGCCGGGGAUAUACAGGGUCACCUUCAAACCCAAGGGACCAGGCGUCUACAAGAUCUGGCUGCAUUUCGACGGCCAACCUGUGAAAGGUUCCCCCUUCAUCCAGGAGAUAGACGAGCUGCAGUCGCCAGUAGCCACAGGGGAGGGGCUGGAGCGAGCCAUCGUGGACAGACCCGCCACCUUCAUUGUCGACCCUCGCGGCUUCCCCGGCAACGUGUCGGUUAACGUUCAUGGUCCCACCUACCCCAUCAAGAGCAUGAUUGAACCUCAGCCAGACAACACUCUGAGGGUGCACUACACGCCGGCUGAGAAGGGCAAACAUCUGAUCAAUGUCAGGGUCGACGGCAAAGACAUUGAAGAAAGCCCGUUCAAACCUAUGGUGGUUGACCCCUUCCUUGUGCGUGUGUCCGGGGGAUGGCGCCCCCUCGUGGACGACAAGGGAGUCAUCCCACUGGUAGUCGAUAAGGAGAAGCAACUUCCGUUUGAUGCCUCCGAGGCUGGACCAGGGGAACUGACUGCUGAGGUCCGGGGACCGUCUGGGAAGAUCCCUGUAGCCGUCGACCAGAGAAACGACGGCAGGAACACCGUCAUCUUCACCCCAAGGGAGCAAGGCAAGCAUGACAUCCAUGUUCGGUGGGGCGGCUUUCCCCUUCAGAGAUCGCCUUACAUGGGUUAUGCAACGUACCGACCGAAUGAGCCCGAGCCUGAGCCCUACCCUAACGUCCGGCUGGUGCCGGUGCCCCUGAAACGUCCCGAGCCAGUAUCACCCAAGUCGUCUUUCGCAGGCUCCACGAAUGGCGACCCAUAUCGAGUGAGCAUUCACGGCUCAGAGCCUGCCAUCUACCGCCCACCGUCCCGACCCUCGUCCGUGAUGGUCCCCACACCUAUUGUUGAAGCUAUCAAAUACUACCCACCCACGGAGAGUGUCCCUACUUCACCCAAGCAUCGGGGGCCGCUCAAGGUGGUCCUCAGUGGUCGAGGACUUAAAGAAGCCAGCGUGGAUCAACCAGCUACAUUCUACAUUGACGGCUCGAAGGCAGGGGAUGGUAUUCCCGAUGCAGACCUAACCAAGGCCAGUAACGGUAAGCGUGUCCCUGUCCACGUUGAGUCUGUCCGACCCAGGGUGUUCAAGUGCGACUACACACCUAGAGAGCCCGGGGCAUACCUUCUGAAACUCAAGUGGAAUGACCAUCCGCUCAAAGGAUCACCUUUCAGGGUGAAUGUCCGCAGUCCACCACAGCCUAAACGGGUAGCCCUGACUGGUGACUGGGCAAAGGGUGGAAUCUUGGGGAAGGAUCUGGAUCUUAGGAUUGACCCUCGGGAAGCUGGUCCAGGCGAGCUGACUGUCAAGUGCACAGGGCCACGCAAGGAGCCAGUCCCAUGCAAGCUGAUCGACAACUUUGACGGUACCAGGAGGGUAAAGGUGACACCUAACACAACAGGAAGGCACAUUGUGGAGAUCAAGUACGACAACGAACAUGUCAUGGGCAGUCCCUAUGCUAUCGACAUCCGAGCGAGCACCACGCUGGGGGAUGUGAAGGUGUGGGGUCCUGGGCUGGAGGGUCCGGGUCUGAUGAACGACUUCCGCUCCCACUUCUGGGUGGACACGACAGGAGCCGGGGCCGGCGAACUGAGAGUCCGAAUCAUGGGGCCGAAAGGUGCUUUCCACGUGAAGAUGCGGAAGGCCAGCCAGAAGGACAAGCUGUACCAGGCAUUCUACAACCCAGUGGAGCCUGGAAUCUACACCAUCUACGUCCAGUGGUCUGGACAUCACGUCACAGGGAGCCCCUACACAAUCCUCCUGGCCAGAAAUAAGGACGAGUUGUACAGGCUGCAGCGUGAUGGAAGUGUGACCAGCAACUUCUCCAAACCCCCAUCCCCGAGGGAUGUGUUAUACUGAGCCCUGCCAAACCACACCAUGCCCAAUGAGAGAUCUGUCGCUAGGAGAACGUAUACCCCUGCUGUGGGCUUAUAACAUCAAAUAUGGUUCAAAACUAUCUUUGUGCAUAUACUUGGAAAUGGGAAGAUUGAAGCCCAUUGAAUGUGGGUUAAGCCUGUACUCAUUUCCUACAGUUGUAUCACGGGCAUUGACCCAGCUACUUGCCCACCUCCGAAAAUGUGUGGGUUGAGAGAGUUGUUAAAGUGGUUGUUCAUUUAUGCCAAAUACUGGCCCACCCACCCUUUAAUCUUUCUACAAAUGAUGUCUAUACCUGAGAUUCGCUAUAGUGAAUAAAUGAAUUCAUAUCUUUUUGACCGGUAUGGUAGGCAAGUGGUUAAAGCAUUUGCUUAUCACGCCUAAGACCACAGUUCAUUUCCCCCAAGAGUUAGUUGUGUCUGCACAAUUGGGUACAAACGUCUGUGAGUCACAGGACAAAUACUUGAGUCUGCCACCAUAUGAAACUAUUUGGGACAUCAUCUCACAAGUGUGUGCUAUUUCUGAUGACUGGUCUCCUUACACAUGACCAUGCUAUCCCUGUUACUUAAGAGCACAUUUGUUGUACAAACCACUGAUAUUAUGAUCUCAAGGGUAUGGCCGAGCAGGCUUUCUAGGUAAUGUAUUUUUGUUAGGAGGAGAGCUGUACGAUUAAUAUGCAGGCUUAUUUCCCCAAAGAGAACAUGAAAUCCUGUUUGAACAACCAUCAGACAAAUUGUAGAAUGCCCGAACCAGACUCAACUCAAACGGAAUAUUCGCUUUCCAAGGUUAUUCAGAUUUCCGCCAAAAUCUACCGACAGGUUAUUUUGUUUGACUUAGACUGAGAAAACUUACAGUCGAAACAGGUAUUUUCUAUCCUUUAACUUGGAAUCUCAAUUUGAUCCACAGUAUAGACAAACAUGCCUUCCAGAUCGAGACUGCUCCCUGGUGCUAUUUAUGUAUAUUUCACAAAGUGGAACCAGUUCGGUUAUCUUUACAUACCCCCUGUGUCAAUGUUGUGUUUUUUAAGAUUUUUUUAUGAUUAUGUCAAAUAUUAGUUGUGAUAUGCAGUUAUUGCAGCUGGUAUUUUAAUAUGCAGCUGAUAUUUAUGUAUGACGGUUACUUAAUCUGUGAUCUAUGUUUGUAGCAGCUUCUCAUGUACUCACAUGACUGUUUCAGGGAGGUAAUCCAUCCUACACAACCAAGCUAUACCUACCCAACAUUUCAUAACAGAAAUACAGUGAAUCAGUCAGACCAAAUGAGCAUCUUAAUUUCGAAAGUUUAUUUAGCGCAAUCCAUACCAUCUCCACUCUAAAAAUACUGAGUACUGGAUGGGUAGCCCAUAGACUGAUUCAGAGAGGGGAUGCAGGGGUCCCCCCCCCCUCCUUUGUGCUGAAAGUUUAUUAAAAGACCAUUAAAACUCUCGUGUAAAUGAAGCGUGCACCCCCCUUUCUCAAGAGUGUUAAACAACACACACACACACACACACACACACACACACACACCGCUCAAAAAGCUUUAUCCGCCCCUGUUGCCUACGUGCUGGCUUAAUAUUAAUUGUAUCUGGGUUUGAUGAUUACAAUGGGUUACAUGGUCCACUCGUCCCAAACUUUUACAAAUGGUUGGUUUUCUCAAAUUUGCCUAUCAACCAAUGACUUAAUGUAUUUUGUUUGCACAUGAGGUUACAUCCCUGAAGCAGUUAUGGCGUCUAGACAGUGCUAUACUAGGAGCUGAUGUAUUUACUUACUUUCUUCAACAUUAGGUUGGCAGAAAUACUCACAAAACACAGUUUACUGGUUCCGAAUUUGAUAAUGGUGUGUCAACAAUGACCCUGUACCAUUCAAGAUGAUAUACUAUAGACAUGACAUGUACUGUUCCUAGUUGAUAUACUGAACAUAGUUAUGGCAUAUACUUUGGCAGUUCCAGUAGUCAUUGUAUGUUAACAGUACAUGCAUUUAGAGACUAGGGAAGGGAGAGCACUCUAUAUCCCAGUGCUAUUCUGCUGUACCAUCUACUGAAGUAUGCAAGUGUAGGACUGUUGGGUGCUUGGCAUUCAAUACAUCAGCUGAAACUUGUAUGAAAUACUCAAUUAUAUAAACGUGCAAGACAUUAAAUGGUUUAAGUAGGACACAUUAAAAACUUCAAAGGUGACAUCCUGAUAAAUAAAGAGAAAAUACUUUUUUCAAUUACAGCAGCUGAAUAUUACUGAAGUCACAUGUUCAUAUUAUGGUGUCAAAUCCAUAUUGUUGUCAGCCUCACCAAACUUGUUCUAAUAUUUUGUCUGAAAAUGUAAAAGAUUUAAAUACUGAAGAAUAUAUAGAUCACGGCAAGCGGUUUUUCUUUUCCCGAGAUGGGAAAUGACCAAGCUGGGUCCUCUAGUAAUUACUUGUCAGGAAGCUGUGCCUGAACAACAUCAGUAUCUCCAUGUGCCAGGUUAGCCUAGUGGUUGAGGCAUUCAACAGAAACCAGGAGUUUGAAUCCCUACAUGAUCCAAUUGAGCAACCCUGUCCUACCUGUGAUAUUUAACAUACAAGCAACAUUGAUUCAUACUCAUUUCCUCUCUGGUACAUUGUCAAAUAAUUACAUCUGCCAUUUCUAAAUUUCAGAAGGAUGUAUGAAUCACAAAUGUUAAUGAUUUAUUCUGGCAAGGCUAAGAUGUCAUUGCAAAACAGGUAUUCCCAUUACGGACGUCAGCUCCAUGCUGUGCAGUAGGCAGCCAAUAUUCACUGGAUGUACCACUUGGAGAUGCUAAGGCCCAGUGUUCUGAUGCCCUUCCUUGGUGUUGAGGUCUAUAUAGUUGAGUGGUGAGGUGUGCAAUAUAUUACAGUUGGAACGUCAGUAGUAGAUUAGCUGUCACAGAUAUAGCAUAUCAUCAACAUACUUAGCUAUAACAAAAUUAUUUUGAAAUAAACACUUAUUUACAA